Molecule: messenger RNA, 1018 nt
Organism: Brachypodium distachyon (stiff brome)
Lineage: Eukaryota; Viridiplantae; Streptophyta; Magnoliopsida; Poales; Poaceae
Exons: 6
Coding region: 74-889 (271 amino acids)
Source: RefSeq, a predicted model, not a curated record
UUAACCAGUGGUCGGUGGUGGGAAUUUCCUGCAACUCCAAUGCAGACUUGCUCGAUGCGGUCAAUGGCUAGCAAUGCAUGCCUCUCUCUGGUCUAAAGGGCGGAGAAUCCUCUGCCGUCUCCCUGCUGCUACGUGGUCACUUUAUCACCGUUCAUUUGCGUUACGUGGCCACAUCUGUCGUCGUAAAACCAUGACCCGAUUGUGCCUUCAGGCUGGGUUCCGGACGAGGCGGCGGCCUUCUUCCGCGCGGCCGCGCCCUUCCGACCGCGACGCCGUCGCCACCAGCCUCGCCGCCUUUGUCGCCCGCCCCUCCCUGCCCCGCUCCGCCGGGACCAGAGGAGGGACCCUCGGGCUCGGGGUGGUCUGCGUCACCUCGGUCGGCACCACGGUGCCCCUGGAGCAGCUGGCGCUGCGUGCGCUACAUCGACAAUUUCAGUUCCGGCCAGCGAGGGGCCGCGUCCACCGAAUAUUUUCUCAAGGCUGGCUACGCAGUCAUCUUCAUCCAUCGCCGGUCAUUGAGAUUUGCCAUGUAAGGCCUCUGUCGGCUGCAAGCUUGAUCUUUUUGAGCUCGGUGAAGGAUCCGAAAUCCAAGGCGCCUGCUUUUUUGUUGAAAAACGGACGACGUCCUGGCCGUCCGAAAUAUCUUAAAGAUUCGUGUCUUCUUCCUUUUGCUUUGGGUCUUAUCGCUUCUUCCUUCUGUCGUUGUCGUCCAGCCAGGACUUGGUGUUGUCCGCAAGGAUUAUUAAUAGUGAUGUGGGGUGCAUAUGAGCACGAUGUCGCGAGCCGUGGGUGGAUCACUCGAUCCUUCUCCGGCCACCACCAGGCAAGACCGCAAGAUGGAAAUGGGACACGGAGUUUCCAUCUACGUCAACCAUUUCCAGAACUUUGACCUUUUCCAUUUAUGGGAAACGAGAAUGAUUUUGGAGAUUUUACCUUCUUUUGGUGUUCUUUCCCAUUAAUAACUCGUGAGAUUUCUUAUGUUGUUUCUUGAGUGUGGCAAUAUGAACUUGUUUCAUGA